Messenger RNA from Alnus glutinosa, 802 nucleotides. RefSeq lists its product as uncharacterized. Lineage: Eukaryota; Viridiplantae; Streptophyta; Magnoliopsida; Fagales; Betulaceae. The record is from RefSeq and is a predicted model, not a curated record. The coding region runs from base 77 to 640 and encodes 187 amino acids. The transcript has 2 exons.
ACCGUCAUUUAAACUAAUAUCCACCCUCUCUCUCUCUCUCUCUCUCUCUCUACAAUCUCAGACACAGAGAGCAAGAAUGUUUGGGAGGAUCAGAUCCUCUUCUUCGCCGCCGGAGAGCUUGGAGAGGCCGCCUUCCAAGCUUUUCAAAGACGAUCCUCUCUCCAUCUACGAAGCAACACUCAUGAAGCUCAAAUUAGGUUCUCAACGCGAGCCAAGUUCACCCUCCCACCAGAUAGAAAUUGAUUCUGCUUUAAGCUCAUCUUGUGCUGGGGCUAUGGAGAUAAAGGCACAUUGUUCUUCUGCCACUACUUCAAAGAAUUCUCAAGACAUUGCAAUCUCUCCCCACGAAGAGGUAAUGGCCAUAGAUGCAGAGUCUUCUUCUGGAAGUGGUUCGAUUGAUUCUCAUUCUACGGGCGGCACAAAACAGCGACGGAACAGUAAUCUCUCUCUUCUUUACCUCUUUUCUAAGUUCAAGAAUUCCCGUCAGGCUGUAAGCUCAUCCUGUGAGGACGCAAUGGCAAUAGAGGAUGCUUGUUCUGCUAGUAUUUCAACAAGUUCAUGUGACUGUCAAUCUCUGGGUAGCAUGGAAUUGCAGAUGGAUCAGCAAUGUGUCAGCUCUUUACCUCUUUGUCAAAUGUAAAAUCUGAACUUGGGUUCUGAUCAAAUUCCAUUGUUGCCUACUUGCCUUCUGGGGCGCUUCAUUUCAGCUUGAUUUUGCUCUUCUGUACUGUCCAACCCAUUUUUUCUGCUGUACUCUCCAUGCCCACAUAAGCGAAAAUGCAGGGACGGAAUUAAGGAAGCA